Messenger RNA from Lipotes vexillifer (Yangtze River dolphin), 1335 nucleotides. It is a transcript of the gene TPH1, whose product is annotated as tryptophan hydroxylase 1. NCBI's taxonomy places the organism in Eukaryota, Metazoa, Chordata, Mammalia, Artiodactyla, Lipotidae. Gene Ontology annotation, cellular component: neuron projection. The record is from RefSeq and is a predicted model, not a curated record. Gene Ontology annotation, biological process: aromatic amino acid metabolic process; serotonin biosynthetic process. Bases 1 to 1335 code for a protein of 444 amino acids. The transcript has 10 exons. Gene Ontology annotation, molecular function: tryptophan 5-monooxygenase activity; iron ion binding.
AUGAUUGAAGACAAUAAGGAAAACAAAGAUCAUUCCUUAGAAAAGGGAAGAGCAACUCUCAUUUUUUCCUUAAAGAAUGAAGUUGGAGGACUUGUAAAAGCACUGAAAAUCUUUCAGGAGAAGCAUGUGAACCUAUUACAUAUUGAGUCCCGAAAAUCAAAGAGAAGAAACUCAGAGUUUGAGAUUUUUGUUGACUGUGAUAUCAAUAGAGAACAAUUGAAUGAUAUUUUUCAUCUGUUGAAGUCUCAUACUAAUGUUCUCUCUGUGAAUCUACCAGAUAAUUUUACUGUGAAGGAAGAUGGUAUGGAAACUGUUCCUUGGUUUCCAAAGAAGAUUUCUGACCUGGACCAUUGUGCUAACAGAGUUCUGAUGUAUGGAUCCGAACUGGAUGCUGACCAUCCUGGCUUCAAAGACAAUGUCUAUCGUAAAAGACGAAAGUAUUUUGCAGACUUGGCUAUGAACUAUAAACAUGGAGACCCCAUUCCUAACAUUGAAUUCACUGAAGAGGAGAUUAAGACCUGGGGAACUGUGUUCCGAGAGCUCAACAAACUUUACCCAACCCAUGCCUGCAGAGAGUAUCUCAAAAACUUACCUUUGCUUUCUAAAUACUGUGGAUACCGGGAAGAUAAUAUCCCACAAUUGGAAGAUGUCUCAAACUUUUUAAAAGAGCGCACAGGUUUUUCCAUCCGUCCUGUGGCUGGUUACUUAUCACCAAGAGAUUUUUUAUCAGGUUUAGCCUUUCGAGUUUUUCACUGCACACAGUAUGUGAGACACAGUUCAGAUCCCCUCUAUACCCCAGAGCCAGAUACCUGCCAUGAACUCUUGGGUCAUGUCCCCCUUUUGGCUGAACCUAGUUUUGCUCAGUUCUCCCAAGAAAUUGGCCUGGCUUCUCUUGGAGCUUCAGAAGAGGCUGUUCAAAAACUGGCAACGUGCUACUUCUUCACUGUGGAGUUUGGUCUAUGUAAACAAGAGGGGCAGCUAAGAGUCUUCGGUGCUGGCUUACUUUCUUCCAUCAGUGAACUCAAACACGCACUUUCUGGACAUGCCAAAGUAAAGCCCUUUGAUCCUAAGAUUACCUGCAAACAGGAGUGUCUCAUCACAACUUUUCAGGAUGUCUACUUUGUAUCUGAAAGCUUUGAAGAUGCAAAGGAGAAGAUGAGAGAAUUUACCAAAACAAUCAGGCGUCCAUUUGGAGUGAAGUAUAAUCCGUAUACACGGAGUAUUCAGAUCUUGAAGGACACCAAGAGCAUAACCAGUGCCAUGAAUGAGCUGCAGCAUGAGCUUGAUGUUGUCAGUGAUGCCCUUGCUAAAGUCAGCAGGCAGCUGAGCAUCUGA